This is a messenger RNA of Bipolaris zeicola 26-R-13, 258 nucleotides long. RefSeq lists its product as uncharacterized. The transcript has a single exon. The record is from RefSeq and is a predicted model, not a curated record. NCBI's taxonomy places the organism in Eukaryota, Fungi, Ascomycota, Dothideomycetes, Pleosporales, Pleosporaceae. The annotation marks the transcript as partial.
CCUCAGCGACAACAGGAACGUCCACCCGCUCCAACGACACCACCACCACCACCCCCUCCCAUCCUGCCACCCACUCCCUUCCUCUCCUCCUCCUCCUCCUCCAACACCAUCACCACCAUUGCCCCGUCUGCAGCCUCACAUCUGCCUGCGCUCGUCUGCCUGCUUCCAUCGCCCGCCCGCCCUGCCUACAUACUGCGUUUCACCCAAUCGCUCAGGGUCUUGGGUCCUCCUCUACACAACCACCCCCGGCCAACCUAA